Rhizoctonia solani is the source of this 726-nucleotide messenger RNA. Its product is annotated as Translin. Gene Ontology annotation, molecular function: RNA binding; single-stranded DNA binding; sequence-specific DNA binding. Gene Ontology annotation, cellular component: nucleus; cytoplasm. The record is from RefSeq and is a predicted model, not a curated record. Gene Ontology annotation, biological process: RNA metabolic process. The transcript has 8 exons. The coding region runs from base 1 to 726 and encodes 241 amino acids. Lineage: Eukaryota; Fungi; Basidiomycota; Agaricomycetes; Cantharellales; Ceratobasidiaceae.
AUGAAUUCAGAAGACCUCAAUAAGCUAAGCCAUGACUUUGAGGCAGAAAGCGAGUUGCGCGACACUAUAAGGAAGGAAGUAAUGGAGCUGGACCGGAAGUCUCGGAAUGCAAGCGGAAUCAUGAACCGUAUUCAUUCGACUCUAGAACUACAACGUUUAACCGAUUCAUCUUCCUCCAUUACGAAAAGCUGUUACGAGGAGUUUGCUAAGAUUGCUUCCGUUGUCCCACCAAACCAAUUCUGGAGGUACAUUACCACUAAUACAUACCCACUGGCUCUGGCUCAUGCAGUCUCAAGGUGGAAAGAUAUGUGGACUCGCUCCCUUCAAAAUAUCAUAUUUGUCACAGCCUUAAACGAAUACCUCACAACAGAGCGUCUUCUUACUUUACCAGAGUGUGAACAGCUCCUGGGUGUGGAUCCGGAGUGGAAAGGGAGAUUCCAGAUUCCUUCAGAGGACUAUCUUCAUGGUAUCAUUGCCCUGGUCAACGAAUUGUCGAGACUGGCGGUAAAUGCAGUAACCCUUGGUGAUUUUAAUCGACCAGUCCAGAUUUCCAUUUUCGUCCGUGACUUAUAUUCUGGUUUCUCGUUGCUUAAUCUCAAAAAUGACAGUCUGCGGCGUAGGUUCGACUCCCUAAAAUACGAUAUGAAGAAGAUUGAGGAAGUUUUGUACGACGUAUCCCUCCGCAAACUCGUCCCGCCGGAGAAUGUUCCACAGGUGCAAUCCUAA